This is a messenger RNA of Didymodactylos carnosus, 1422 nucleotides long. The record is from the annotation of a GenBank genome assembly. Lineage: Eukaryota; Metazoa; Rotifera; Eurotatoria; Philodinida; Philodinidae.
AACAACAUGGAAAGGCAUUUUGAAAGUAUUUGGGAAAUCGUGUACAUCGACAACAACGUUUUUGUGUUCCAAUUGUGAGCAACAAUGUAUUAAAACAAAAUACGGCAUUAAAAGAUGUAUGAAUAACCAAUGUUUAUUAUAUAAAAGAACAUUAAAAAGUAAUGAAAUAACUGAAGUUGUUAAUCUGGACAUUCGCUCACAAAUACAAGCAAUCAUUCGUCGACAUAAGCAUGUAUUAAGCCGUCAAGAACUAUUUCCGAAAAGUGAUGUAUGUUAUGGAGAACACUACCAAACAACAAGUGCUCAGAAAUCAAAUCCAAUUACAAUAAUUUUACAUUCAAACGGAGCACCAUUAAUUAGAACAUCCAAACAAGCGUUAUGGCCAGGUUUUGCAUCAAUUGUCGAAAUUUCACCACCAGUUCGUGAGUAUCAAAAGAAUAUUAUUGCCGUAGCGUUGUGGUCGUCAAAGAAAAACCCAAAUGUGAACAUUUUCUUAUGAGAAUAUGUUAGAGAAUUAAAAUAUUUGAUGAUUGCUGGCACAAGUAUAUUCGUCGACGAUGAAGAAUUUAAUGUUGUUUUAUCAACUCAGUAUUUUGUAUCUGAUUUACCAGCAAAAUCUUUGUUCUGCAAUACAAUCAGUUUUAACGGAUACUAUGCUUGUACGUGCUAUUGUACUAAAGGUAAAAAGUUUUAAAUAUUAACUUCAUUUUUUCUGCGUUGUUGUUUUUCUUUCCUAAACCUUAUCAUCUAAUUUUCUCACGAAUGGAAGAGAGUUCAAAUACUGCCACGCAAGAGCAUAAAAAUUUCGAUGAUUCUUAUGUAGGGGUUUCUAUAUAGAAAAAGAAUGGAAAACAAAAACUAUUGAUACAAAUCUUUUGAAAAGAAAGUGUGUCUUAAGGUAGUGAAGAAACUGAUUUCACCAUGUUUUACCCGGUUUUCUCUUCGGGAACAUAAUGCAAUCAAGGUGAAUCAUUCACCUCAGACUCUCUGCGAGGUUGAGCUUAAAAUAAGUACACAGCAAUUUUAUUUGUCAACACGCUCUCGCUUUCUAUAAUUCUUCUUAACUCGUCAUAGAAAUUAUGAUAACGGUGUUUUGAACUUUAGAAAAAGUUUGAUUGUUAUUUCUAAAACAGCUUCAGUCUUAGACUUCUCUAAGUUCUCUCAUGUAUUUCUCAAUUAUGGUUCGACAUAUAACUGGUAAAAUAAAAGUGAGAACGGUUGCCGUUUUAUGGUUCGCUUGUGAAUAUUACAGAUAAGGUAACGUUUGCCGUAUGUGAAGAAAACAUUCACGCUUCGACUGUCAGAGAAUGUAUACCCGAAGAUAUUAUCGCUAGGAUCAGUUCGUUAUUAGAGCCAAUCUAAUAUUCUGUGAAUGAGGCGGAAUGGCUGAGCCCCAAUCCUCUGUGCGUCAAGCAGAACCGA